Molecule: messenger RNA, 2963 nt
Organism: Cyanistes caeruleus (blue tit)
Lineage: Eukaryota; Metazoa; Chordata; Aves; Passeriformes; Paridae
Source: RefSeq, a predicted model, not a curated record
GGCGGGGAAGCGUGAGGCUCCCCUCAGGCUGCGCCUCCCCUCAGGCCGCGGCGGGACCCCGGGCCCGCGUCAGGCCGUGCCGUACCCCGGGCGUCGUGAGGGGAAAAUGGCCUCUCGGAGGAUCACCCGCGAGACGUUCGAGGCCGUGGUGCAGGACAAAGUUAAACGGUACCGCAUGGAGCGGGGCGAUGCCGCGGGGGGCUCCAUCCAUCAUUUCAAAGCUCACUCCAGGCCGCUGCCCCGGCCUCGCUUCCACGGCGACGGGAGGUUCCCUCACGCCAACUCCCAGCACGAGGACUGGAGCGAGGAUCCCAGGGAAGAUUAUCCCAGGGAAGAUUAUCCCGGGGAAAACUAUCCCGGCCCUUCCUACAGACCCGCCAGCCCCCUGCUCCGCAAGGAGAAUUAUUUCCACGAACAAUUCGCCCGCCCCGCGCCCCGGGAGCGGGAAUUCGGCCGGGAUUACGGGCGCCCCGCUCCCCAAAACCGGGAAUUUGGGCGUGCAGCUGCCCCAAACAGGGAAUACGGGCACCACCCCGCUCCUCACAACCGGGAGUACGGACAGCAGAACCGGGAAUACGGGCGGGAGCGGGAUUACGGGCAGGAUUACGGCCCCUCGGAUUCCUGGGAAGGCAGCGGGCCGCACGAAGCCGAGUUUGGCUCCUCGGAUAUUUUAGGGGAUUUCAGGUCUCCCGGGCUGAUGGAGGAGGAGUACGGCGGCGUGGAAAAUCAGGAGUACGAGGCGGAGUUCGGGGCGCCGGACAGCGAGUUCCGGCCGCCGCUGCGCAGGGGAGCCGUGGGCAGGGGGAGAGUCCUGAGGGGGAAGCGCCUGACCAGGGGGGUGGUGAAACCCAAAGUGUUCAAAGGAGACGUCAAAAGCCCCCUGAAGAAGUGGAACGUGAAGAAACCGGGCCUGGAUCCCAAAGCUCUGGAUCAGCCUCUGGAAGUCGCCGAGCGCCCCAACCAGAGGCCGGUGCCCCUCCAGCAGCGCCCCAACCCCAAGCUGCCCCCACACCCUCUGGCAGCCCAGAGACCCAUCCUCAGGCUGCCAAAGCCCGCCCACGUCUUCAGGAACCUCAACUUCGACCUGGUGGAUAAAUCUGACAUUUUCUCCACCUUCGGCAUCGAGAUCAUCAAGUGGGCCGGGUUCCACGCCGUCAAGAACGACGCCGAGUUCUCGCGCCUCUUCGGGGCCCUCUUCGAGCUGGAGACUGAGACCUGUGCCAAAAUGCUGGCCUCCUUCAAGUGCUCCCUGAGGCCAGAGCACAGAGAUUAUUGCUUCUUCACCAUCAAGAGCUUGCAGCACGCCGCCCUGAAAACCCCCAAGGUGGACAACGAGUUUUUGAACAUGCUGCUGGACAAGGGGGCGGUGAAAACCAAGAAUUGCUUCUUCGAGAUCAUCAAACCUUUCGAUAAAUACAUCAUGAGGCUCCAGGACCGCCUCCUCAAGGGGGUGACGCCGCUGCUGAUGGCCUGCAACGCCUACGAGCUGAGCAUUAAAACCAACGGCUUCGGCAAUCCCAGGGAAAUGGCCAACGCCUUCGAGACCACCGUGUCCCUCUGCCGAAAAUCCCUGGCUCUGCUGGGCCAGACCUUUGCUCUGGCCUCUGUUUUCAGGCAGGAGAAAAUCCUGGAGGCUGUGGGGCUCCAGGAGAUGGCUCCGGCGCCGACGUCCUUCCCGAAUUUCGAUGAUUCCACGCUGUUUGGGAGGGAGUACAUUGAGAAUCUGAAGGCUUGGCUGGAGAAGAGCGGAUACCCCAUCCAGAUGAAGAGAGCCGAGGCGGAACCCACGGAGCAGCUCAAAGCAGCCUCGCCCGACACCAAAGCCCCCCAACGAGCUGACAGGAAAGUUUUGGACACAAUUGAGCAGCUGGUGACCAGCAUCGUGUCAGGAACUUUGUCUGCCAAAGACAGGAACGCUCAGAAGAACUCUCCCGAAUUUUGGUUCCUGUCCGACGAGGAGAGCCUGGAGUACAAAUAUUACAGGCUGAGGCUGUCAGAGGUGCAGAGGAGGAGCCUGGCUGGGGAAGGAGCUGCCCCAGAGUCCCUCCGGGCCAUGCUUUAUGCCAGGAGAGUCGCCAGCAUCAAAAGGAAGCUUUUCAAAAGGAAAAAAAAACCUGGAAUUCUCCCUCUCCGCGCCAGCAGAGCCAGGAAGGUGAGGAGAACCACGGGCACUCAGACUGUGCUGUCAGCUGGGACGGUGCUGAAGCACCAGGACAAAAAUCUUCCAGGUUCAGGGCAGGGGAAGAUUUCCCUGGAAGAUCCUCAGCAGAUCCCUGCCCUGGACGUCACCUCGGCCGCCCCAGGCGCCAGCAGCUCCGAGAUCCCGGUGCCCGCGGAGCAAAAAACACAUCCCGAGGAAUUCUCAGCAUCAGCAGAGCUCCUCCCUGCCCUGGGCUCUCAGUUUCCCGAUGUGGAUGCCAAAACCAUGGAAACUGCAGAGAAACUCGCCAAGUUUGUGGCUCAGGUAGGACCAGAAAUUGAGCAAUUCAGCAUUGACAACAGUGCAGAUAACCCCGACCUCUGGUUCCUGCAGGACCAGAGCAGCUCCGCGUUCAGAUUUUACCGGAUGAAGGUUUACGAGCUCUGCCCCUCCAUCAGCUUCAGCCCCGAGGCCUCAGACAGCACCAAAACCACCCCAAAACCCCUGGAGGUCUCCGAAGACGAGGAAGAGGAAGAAGAAGAAGAAGAAGAAGAAGAAGAGGAUGAAGCUGAGUUUGAAACCUCCCAACCUCUGGGGGACGAGGAGGAGGAGGAUGAGGAGGAUGAGGAGGACGUGGCAGCAGGCACCGAACCCGGCCCCCGGCGCGCGAUUCCCCCGCAAAAGAGUCAGCAGCAAGUCCCUGAAAGUGGGGAUGAUCCCGGCUUCCAAAAGGAUCUGCCUGAUAGAGGAGCCCAAAGUGCAUGAGCCUGUCAGGAUUGCUUAUGACAGACCUCGGGGCUGCCCUGUGACGAAGAAGAAAAAG